Hipposideros armiger (great roundleaf bat) is the source of this 1594-nucleotide messenger RNA. It is a transcript of the gene ROM1, whose product is annotated as retinal outer segment membrane protein 1. Bases 918 to 1313 code for a protein of 131 amino acids. NCBI's taxonomy places the organism in Eukaryota, Metazoa, Chordata, Mammalia, Chiroptera, Hipposideridae. The record is from RefSeq and is a predicted model, not a curated record. Gene Ontology annotation, cellular component: membrane. The transcript has 3 exons. Gene Ontology annotation, biological process: visual perception.
CCCCCGGACUCCCAGGGGACACCGGAGGGAGCGGGGGCCCUGAGGUCUCCGCCCUCCAGCCCCUAGACCCCCGGGGCAGAGCCGACCAGCCCCUCCCCUCUUCCGGGAGGGGCCCGGGGGCGGGGCUUUUCCUAAGGGACAAGGCCAAGGCAUCCCGAAUUGGGACGGGUAGGGGACCGGGUGGCAGGUUAUUAAGACUGAGGGUGGGAGGAUUCCCAGGGUAUUGGGGUCAGGGUGGCAUUAGCCCAGCUCAAGCCUGGCUGGGCUGACUCAGCGUCCUGCCCCUGCCAACCCCUUCCCUGACAGCUCUGCUCUCCCAUGGGCAGAGAUGGGAGAUGGCGCUUGUGCUGCCCCUGGUGCUGCCCCUCCAGCCCCGCAUCCGUCUGGCUCAGGGGCUCUGGCUCCUCUCCUGGCUACUGGCGCUGGCCAGUGGCCUCAUCCUCCUCUGUAGCGGGCACCUCCUGGUCCAGCUGUGGCACCUUGGCUCCUUCUUGGCUCCCUCCUGCCAGUUCACUGCCCUGCCCCAGGUUGCCCUGGCAGCAGGAGCAGUGGCUCUGAGCACAGGUCUGGUGGGUGCAGGAGCCAGCAGGGCCAGUCUAGAUGCAGUUCAAUACCCUCCCUGGAGAAGGAUCCUGGGCCCACUGCUGGUGGCUGGCACUGCUGGAGGUGGGGGGCUCCUGGUCCUGGCCCUGGGGCUAGCACUAGCUUUACCUGGGAGUCUGGACACUGGGCUGGAAGAGGGCCUGGGGGCUGCCAUGGCUCACUACAAGGACACAGAGGUGCCCGGACACUGUCAUGCCAAACGGCUGUUGGAUGAGCUGCAGCUGAGACACCACUGCUGCGGACGCCAUGGGUACAAGGACUGGUUUGGGGUCCAGUGGGUCAGCAGCCGUUACCUGGAUCCUAAUGACUAGGACAUGGUUGAGCCUUGCCUGCAAAGCCGGCUCUCAGACCCUCAUGCCCACCCCCUCUUCGAUCCCCGGCAGCCCAACCUAAACCUCUGGGCCCAAGGAUGCCACGGGGUGCUGCUGGGACACCUGCAGGGGUUGGCAAGCACACUGGGCAGCGUGCUGGCUGUCACCUUCCUGCUGCAGACUGUGGUGCUCCUGGGCCUGCGGUACCUGCAAACAGCACUGGAGGAGCUUGAAGGAGUCAUUGAUGGGGAAGGAGAGACCCAGGGCUAUCUCUUUCCUGGUGGGCUGAGAGACAUGCUGAAGACAGCAUGGCUGCAGGGAGGGGGUGCCCACAGGCCAGCACCUGAGGAGGCCCCUCCAGAAGAGGCACCUCCUAAGGAGGGUCUACCUGAGGCCUAGUGGCCUGGAGCUUAGGGUGGGGGGCAUGAGGAGUCGACAAGACUGGAAACCUCACAACUCUUUACCAAGGCCCCAGGUGGUAGGGAAGGGGGGGGGUCCCUGGGAUUAGAGGGGUUAAGGAUAGUCAUUGAGCUGGACUGGGUAGAAAAAAACAGGGAUCCUUGGUCUAGCCCCUGUGGCCAGAACCACCCAGGAACAGAAAAAAACAUGAUGAUGAGAAAGUGACAUGGGAAGGACUGGAGACUGCUCUGGUGCAGACUCAAUAAAGCUUUUGGACUGAU